Molecule: messenger RNA, 2164 nt
Organism: Python bivittatus (Burmese python)
Lineage: Eukaryota; Metazoa; Chordata; Lepidosauria; Squamata; Pythonidae
Source: RefSeq, a predicted model, not a curated record
GCAGCGCAGCCGCAGCGGGAAGGGAAGGGAAGCCGCCUGCUCCGCCACUCAAGCCAGCGGCCGCCGGUAGCAACAAGGGCGUUGGGAGAGGAGGAGAAGGAGGAGCGCCGCCGCCGCCGCCCCCGCCGCGAUGGAGCAGCUCUCAGAUGAAGAACUUGAUCAUGGUGCAGAAGAAGAUAGUGAUAAAGAAGAUCAGGACCUGGAUAAGAUGUUUGGAGCUUGGCUUGGAGAGUUGGAUAAACUCACACAGAGUUUGGAUACAGACAAGCCUAUGGAACCAGUAAAAAGAUCCCCUCUUCGCCAAGAUGCUAAUAUUGCCAAUUUCUCUUACCGGUUUUCCAUGUACAACCUGAAUGAAGCCUUGAAUCAAGGUGAGACUGUAGAUCUUGAUGCUCUUAUGGCAGAUCUUUGUUCCAUAGAGCAGGAGCUCAGCAGCAUUGGAUCACAGUCCGCAAACAGUACAUCAAUGAAAUGUUUUCCCGCAGAAGGGAAAAUGACUCAGAAACCGCCAGGUGGUAGCCGACUCCCUACCAAGCAUGGUAGCAUGAAAGGAUUGUCUUCUUCAUCUGGUCGAAUAACAAAGCCUUCACAUGCUAUCUUCUCUCUGGAUGACAUUACUGCACAGUUAGAGAAAGCAUCUCUGAGUAUGGAUGAAGCAGCUCAGCAACCGAUAACUGAAGAUAGCAAGCCCGUAGUUGCUACUCAGCACAGGAGGACGGCAUCAGCUGGUACUGUGAGUGAUGCUGAAGUCCGUUCUAUCAGUAAUUCCUCCCGAUCUAGCAUCACGUCUGCGGCAUCCAGUAUGGACUCCCUGGACAUUGACAAGAUGACACGACCUCAAGAGUUGGAGUUGACUUCACAGGGGCAGCCCAUCAGUGAGCACUCCUAUUUGGACAGGGAAACCUCCCUCCUUCUGAGAAACAUUGCAGGAAAGCCUUCUCAUUUGCUGACCAAGGAGGAACAGGCUGCUAAGCUAAAGGCUGAAAAGAUCAGGGUUGCUUUAGAGAAGAUUAAAGAAGCACAAGUUAAAAAGCUUGUGAUAAGAGUCCACAUGUCUGAUGACAGCUCCAAGACAAUGAUGGUAGAUGAAAGACAGACAGUAAGACAAGUGCUAGACAACUUGAUGGACAAAUCACAUUGUGGAUUUAGCUUAGACUGGUCCUUGGUAGAAACAAUCUCAGAAUUACAAAUGGAGAGAAUUUUUGAAGACCAUGAAAACUUAGUUGAAAACCUCCUGAACUGGACAAGAGAUAGUCAAAACAAGCUUAUGUUUGUUGAACGUAUAGAAAAAUACGCACUUUUUAAAAAUCCCCAAAAUUAUCUUCUAGGGAAAAGAGAAACCUCUGAAAUGGCAGAUAGGAACAAGGAAGUAUUACUGGAGGAGUGCUUUUGUGGAAGUUCAGUAACAGUGCCAGAAAUUGAGGGAGUCCUGUGGCUGAAAGAUGAUGGUAAAAAAUCCUGGAAGAAGCGCUACUUCCUUCUGCGAGCUUCGGGAAUCUACUACGUUCCAAAAGGAAAAGCAAAGGUCUCCCGAGAUCUUGUCUGCUUUCUUCAAUUGGAUCAUGUUAAUGUUUACUAUGGACAAGAUUAUCGCAACAAGUACAAAGCUCCUACAGACUAUUGUCUAGUACUAAAGCAUCCCCAAAUUCAGAAGAAAUCCCAAUAUAUUAAGUAUUUAUGUUGUGAUGAUAUCAGAACCCUUCAUCAGUGGAUAAACGGCAUCCGUAUUGCUAAGUAUGGGAAGCAAUUGUAUGUGAACUAUCAAGAAGCUCUGAAAAGGACAGAAUCGGCAUAUGACUGGACUUCUCUGUCCAGCUCCAGUAUUAAGUCGGGAUCCAGUUCAUCUAGUCUGCCAGAAUCUCAGUCCAAUCAUUCCAAUCAAUCUGACAGCGGAGUUUCAGACACCCAAACAGGACAUGUCCGUUCCCAAAGUAUUGUUAGCUCCAUCUUUUCAGAAGCUUGGAAGCGGGGAACUCAGUUGGAAGAGUCCAGCAAGAUUAGCUCUCAUGUGGCAAAAGCAAAACCUGGAACAGCUCUCAGCUCCACUGCAGUGAUGGCUUAAGCAGGGGUAGCGUUAAGGCUCGAAUGGACUCAAUAAACCGACCCUUCACUUCACUUGUACCGCCUUUAUCUCCACAAACUAAAACAGCUACUCCAUACACAG